AUGGCUCUACCUGCAGAGUUCAAGAGCUCUAUCUCUAUUACCCACGUUACCACGGCAACUGCGGUAUUGGAAAUCGAUGGCGUCAAGUUUAUUACCGAUCCCAUUUUUGAUGAAGCCCCGCAUGACUACGAUCUGUCACACUUAACCGGACAGGAACCCGGUGCGGUAGUCCUGACCGUUACAGAGAGUCCCAAGGUUGGCAUCAAGCAGCUUCCGGUUAUCGAUUGCGUCCUGCUCAGUCACGAGGACCAUGUCGAUAACCUAGAUGAGACGGGUCGCCAACUCCUCAUCAGUCGCCGAGUGAUUACCACACCCGAUGGCGCCAAGAAUCUGUGCGGUUAUCCUGGCGUAUCUGCUAUUCAGCCCUGGCAGACCUUGAAGUUCCGCCUAGACGGUGAAGAGUGGAGUAUUACUGGCAUUCCUUGUGUCCACGUCCCUGGAGGAGAGGUUACGGGAUUCCUGUUGCAUAAGGAGUCGUUUGGCGUCAGCCCUGAUGGUCGUCCGAACGUUUUCUACUUCACUGGAGAUACAAUCCUCCUGGAAGAUGAGUUCAAGAAGAUUCGGGAUCAGUAUCACGUUGUAGUUGCCCUCGUCAAUCUUGGACAGGCAAUGGCACCUAACCCCGAAAGCCCAACUGGAUUCACGCAAAUUACAAUGGGAGGCACCGAUGCUGUGCGAAUGUGCGAAAUCCUAGAGGCCGACAUGCUCGUCCCGAUGCAUUUUGAGUCGUGGACGCAUUUUACUCAGGACGGUCAAGCUUUGAAAGAAGUUUUCAAUGCUGGGGGUAUUUCAGAUAAGGUCAAGUGGUUAACUUCUGGCGCAAAAGUUCAAAUCAUCUAA
Molecule: messenger RNA, 840 nt
Organism: Fusarium venenatum
Lineage: Eukaryota; Fungi; Ascomycota; Sordariomycetes; Hypocreales; Nectriaceae
Product: beta-lactamase superfamily domain-containing protein
Source: RefSeq, a predicted model, not a curated record